Molecule: messenger RNA, 7102 nt
Organism: Pongo pygmaeus (Bornean orangutan)
Lineage: Eukaryota; Metazoa; Chordata; Mammalia; Primates; Hominidae
Gene: ZNF256
Product: zinc finger protein 256
Exons: 3
Coding region: 248-2131 (627 amino acids)
Biological process (GO): regulation of transcription by RNA polymerase II
Cellular component (GO): nucleus
Molecular function (GO): RNA polymerase II cis-regulatory region sequence-specific DNA binding; DNA-binding transcription factor activity, RNA polymerase II-specific
Source: RefSeq, a predicted model, not a curated record
GCGGCGGGACUUCCGUUGUCCUCCUUGUGGCGGUCGUUUUGGCAUUUGUCUGGACUGUUUACUUGGUAGAAAGCCCCGGAGCGCUGGGUCAGCAUCAUCCGUGACUGACUGAGAAGUUGCGAGAGGAGUCUUCCCCGCUGCACAGAGGCGUGGCUGAGGCUCGGCGGCGCCCAGGGCACUCCGGCCCGGCCCGGCCCAGCCCGGAAUAAGGACAUCCUCUCUGGCCCCGCUCCGCCCACAGAGUCAGAUGGCGGCGGCCGAGCUGACGGCUCCGGCCCAGGGCAUUGUGACCUUUGAGGACGUGGCUGUGUACUUCUCCUGGAAGGAAUGGGGUCUUCUUGAUGAGGCUCAGAAAUGCCUAUACCACGAUGUGAUGCUGGAGAACUUGACACUUACAACCUCCCUGGGUGGUUCUGGAGCAGGGGAUGAGGAGGCAUGUUAUCAGCAGAGCACUUCUCCACAGCGGAUGUCACAGGUUAGGAUUCCUAAGGCCCUUCCUUCUCCCCAGAAGACCAGCCCGUGUGAGAUAUGUGGCCCAGUCUUGAGAGAGAUUUUGCACUUGGUUGAACACCAGGGAACACACCAUGGUCAGAAACUGUAUACAGACGGGGCAUGUAGGAAACAAUUACAAUUUACUGCAUACCUUCAUCAGCACCAGAAGCAGCAUGUUGGACAGAAACACUUCAGAAGCAAUGGGGGCAGAGACAUGUUUUUGAGCAGCUGCACAUUUGAAGUAUCUGGGAAGCCCUUCACUUGUAAGGAGGUUGGGAAGGAUUUCCUGGUGAGAUCAAGAUUUCUUCAGCAACAGGCUGCCCACACCAGAAAGAAGUCAAACAGAACCAAGAGUGCAGUGGCCUUUCACAGUGUAAAAAAUCAUUACAACUGGGGAGAAUGUGUGAAAGCUUUCAGCUACAAACAUGUACGAGUUCAGCACCAGGGAGACCUCAUUAGGGAAAGAUCUUACAUGUGCAGUGAAUGUGGGAAAUCUUUUAGCACAAGCUGUAGCCUCAGUGAUCAUUUGAGAGUUCACACUUCAGAAAAACCUUAUACAUGUGGGGAAUGUGGGAAAUCCUAUAGGCAAAGCUCUAGCCUUAUUACGCACCGAAGAAUUCACACUGGAGUAAGACCUCAUCAAUGUGAUGAAUGUGGAAAAUUAUUUAACAGGAAGUAUGACCUUCUUAUACAUCAGAGAGUUCAUACUGGAGAAAGGCCUUACAAGUGCAGUGAAUGUGGGAAAUCCUUUAGCCAUAGCUCUAGCCUCAUUACACACCAGAGAAUUCAUACUGGAAUGAGGCCUUAUGAGUGCAAUGAAUGUGGGAAAUCUUUUAUCCAUAGUUCUAGCCUUAUUACACACCAGAGAGUUCACACUGGUACAAGGCCUUAUAUGUGCAGUGAAUGUGGGAAAUCCUUUAGCCAGAGCUGUCACCUCGUUAAACACCGGAGACUUCACAUUGGAGAAGGGCCUUAUGAGUGUAGUGAAUGUGGGAAAUUGUUUACUUAUAGAUCUCGUUUCUUCCAACACCAGAGAGUUCAUACUGGAGUAAGAUCUCAUGAAUGUCAUGAAUGUGGAAAAUUAUUUAGCAGGAAAUUUGACCUCAUUGUACAUGAGAGAGUUCACACAGGAGAAAGGCCGUAUGAGUGCAGUGAAUGUGGAAAAUCCUUUACCUGUAAAUCCUACCUCAUCUCACACUGGAAAGUUCAUACUGGAGCAAGGCCUUAUGAAUGUGGGGAAUGUGGGAAAUCAUUUACCCAUAGCUCUACACUCCUUCAACACCAGAGAGUUCACACUGGAGAAAGGCCUUAUGAGUGCAGUGAAUGUGGGAAGUUUUUUAGCCAGAGUUCCAGCCUCAUUAGACAUAGGAGAAGUCACACUGGAGAAAGGCCUUAUGAGUGCAGUGAGUGUUGGAAAUCCUUUAGUAACCACUCUAGCCUUGUUAAACACCGAAGAGUUCAUACCGGAGAAAGGCCUUAUGAAUGCAGUGAAUGUGGAAAAUCCUUUAGCCAGAGCUCUAACCUCACUAAUCACCAGCGAAUUCACAGUGGGGAAAGGCCUUAUGAGUGUAGUGACUGUGGAAAAUUUUUUACCUUCAACUCCAACCUCCUAAAACAUCAGAAUGUUCACAAGGGAUAAAGGUUAGGUAACACACAUAGGGCUGUUAUGGACUGAGAAAUGUCCCUGCAAAAUUCAUAGACAUAAAUAAAUAAAUAUGUAUUUUCAAUAACCAUGCUUUAUAUUUAGUAUAUGUUCUCUGAAUUUUGUUUUAUACAAAUAAGUUUAUAUGUGUACAUACUACUUUGUCUCUCAUAUCCACACAUAAAACCAAAUGGUUUCUUUUUUAAAAAAGUUAUUUGUUUUUAAAUGGACAAGUUAUAAUUGUACAUGUUCCUGGAGUACAUAGUGAUGUUUUCAUACCUAUAAUUUAGAGUGAUCAGAGUAAUUAGCACAUCCAUCACCUCAAACAUUCAUCAUUCCUUUAUAUUGGGAACAGUCAGUCUCAAUUGCCAUUCUCCUCCUAACAACUUGAAAUUAUAUAUUAUUAACUUUAGUUCUCCUGUAGUGGUAUAGAACACGAGAACUUAUUCCUCCUGUCUAGUUGUAAUUUUGUAGCUUUUAACCAAUCUUUGUCUAUUCCUGCCUACCCACUACCCUUCCCAGCCUCUAGUAUCCUCUGUUCUACUUUUUACUUCUAAGAGAUCAACUUUUUUUGUGUGUGGGGGUGUGGGGGUGGGGGACAGUCUUGCUUUGUCUCCCAGGCUUUUUUUUUUUUUUUUUUUUUUUUUGAGAUGGAGUUUCACUCUUUUUGCCCAGGCUGGAGUGCAAUGGCAUGAUCUUGGCCCACCGCAGCCUCUGCCUCCCAGGUUCAAGAGAUUCUCCUGCCUCAGCCUCCUGAGUAGCUGGGAUUACAGGCAUGCACCACCACCCCGGCUAAUUUUGUAUUUUUAGUAGAGACAGGGUUUCUCCAUGUUGGUCAGGCUAGUCUUGAACUCCCGACCUCAGGUGAUCCACCCGCCUUGGCCUCCCGAAGUGCUGGGAUUACAGGCGUGAGCCACCGCACCCGGCUUUUUUUUUUUUUUUUUUUAAAGCUUCCGCAUAUGAGUGGGAAUGUGCAUGUUUAUGUUCCUGGCUUAUUUCACUUAAAUAAUGUCCUCCAUUUCCAUCCAUGUUGCCUCAGGUGACAGGAUUUCAUUCUGUUCUUUGAAUAGUAUUCCUUUGUGUGUAUAAACCACAUUUUCUUUAUCCAUUUAUCUGUUGUUGGACAUCUAGGUUGAUUCCAUAUUUUGGCUAUUGUGAAUAGUGCUGCAGUAAAUGGGGGUGUAGAUGAGUCUCCAAUGUGCUGAUUUUCUUUCCUUUGGAUAAAUUCCCAGUAGGGGGAUUGCUGGAUGAUAUGGUAGUUGUGUUUGUAGUUUUUUUUGUUUUGUUUUGUUUUUUGAGACAGAGUCUCAUUCUGUUGUCCAGGCUGGAGUGCAGUGCUGUGAUCUCGGCUCACUGCAACCUCCGCCUCCUGGGUUCAAGCGAUUCUCCUGCCUCAGCCUCCUGAGUAGCUGGGAUUACAGGUGCGUGCUACCACCCCGGCUAAUUUUUGUAUUUUUAGAAGAGACGGGGUUUCACCAUGUUGGUCAGGCUGUUCUUGAACUCCUGACCUCGUGAUCCGCCUGCCUCAGCCUCCCAAAGUGCUGGGAUUACAGGCCUGAGCCAUCGCGCCCGGCAUAUUUGUAGUUUUUAGAGGGACCUCAAUACUGUUCUCCAUAAUGGCUAUACUAGUUUGCAUUUGCACCACCAGUGUCUGAGUUCCCUUUUCUUGUAUUUUGUUGGGGGUUUUUUUUUUUUUUUGAGAUGGAGUCUUUCUCUGUCGCCCAGGCUGGAGUACAGUGGCGUGAUCUUGGCUCACUGCAACCUCCAUCUCCCAGGUUCAAGCUCUUCUCCCUCAGUCUCCUGAGUAGCUGGGAUUAUAGGCACGCACCGCCAUGCCUGGCUAAUUUUUGCAUUUUUAGUAGAGACAGGGUUUCACCACGUUGGUCAGGCAGUCUCGAACUCCUGAGCUCGUGAUCCACCCAGCUCGGCAUCCCAAAGUGCUGGGAUUACAGGUGUGAGCCACCACGCCUGGCCAUGAGUUCCCUUUUCUCUCCAUCCUUGCCAGCAUCUGUUUUUGUCUUUUUGAUAAUAAUUAUCCUAAACGGGGAGAGUGAUACCUCAUUGCGAUUUUGAUUUGCAUUUCCCAGAUAGUGAUGAGUGUGUUUUAAUAUAUUUUUUGACCGUUUGUAUGUUGUCUUUUGAAAAAUGCCUAUUCAGGUCGUUUGACAUUUUUAAAUUGGAUUGUUUGAGGGUUUCUUUGCUGUUGAAAUACUUCAGUUGCUUGUGUAUUGUAUUCUGGCUUUAUUUUUUUUUGAAACGGAGUUGCUCUGUUGUCCACACUGGGGUGCAGUAGCACGAUUUCAGCUCACUGCAACCUCUGCCUCCCGGCUUCAAGCAAUUCUCCUGCCUCAGCAUCCCGAGUAGCUGGGAUUACAGAUGUGUGCCACCACACCCAGCUAAUUUUUGUAUUUUUAGUAGAGACGGGUUUUUGCCAUGUUGGCUAGGCUGGUCUCAAACUCCUGACCUCAAGUGAUCUGCCCACCUUAGGCUCCCAAAGUGCUGGGAUUACAGGCAUGGCCACUGCAUCUGGCCUCUUUCUGAUUCUUGACAUUUUCCUUACACUGUCACUGAGUGGGUUCUACAUCAGAAAAAGAAGAAUAGACCAGGUGUAGUGGCCGAAUCCUAUAAUGCCAGCACUUAGGGAGGCCGAGGCGGGAGGAUUGCUUGAACUGAGGAGUUUGAUACCAGCCUGGGCAACAUAGCAAAACCACAUCUCUACAAAAAAUACAAAAAUUAGCCGGUUGUGGUGGUGCAUGCCUAUAGUCCCAAUUACUCUUGAAGGCUGAGAUGGGAGGAUCACUUGAACCUGAGAGGUUGAGACUGCAGUGAGCCUUGAUCAUGCCACUGCACUUCAGCCUUGGCAACAGACUGAGACGCUGUCUCAAAAAGGGGAAAAAAAUAGAAUGUGGAAAUAAGCAGAUUUCAAAUGGGAGGUGAAAAAGAAGCUUUUCAUUGUUCAAACCAUAUUGCUAAGUGAGAAAAAGUACAGAUCUGUAUAGAAUCUAUGACUUUUUUUUCCUAUAAGAUGAAAAACUUGUAACAUAAUUGACACACAGAAUAAUGAGCAAAGGGAGACACAAUUCUAUAAGGAUAAUACUAUACUGCAGGUUUCACCUUCUGUUUUUACUUAUUCAUUAAAUUAUUUAUUUAGAGACAGAGUCUUGCUCUGCUGCCCAGGCUGGCCUCAAACUCCUUUGCUGAAGUGAUCCUCCCUCUAAGCCUCCCAAGUAGGUAGGUGAACAGGCACAACUUUUCUCCACCUUGGUAUUGUUCAAUGUUUUUAAUAAAGAAAAAAAAAUCUCAUUUUAAUGACAAAACCAACAAGGGGGCCGUUUAUAAUCACAUGCUGACCUUAAUUCCAUCUCUUCUUAGACAUCACUGUUAAAACUUCUGGGCCGGGCGAGGUGGCUCACGCCUGUAGUCCCAGCACUUCGAGAGGCCACCUCGGGUGGAUCACCUGAGGUGAGGAGUUUGCGGCCAGCCUGGCCAAAAUGGUGAAACCUUGUCUCUACUAAAAAUACAAAAAUUAGCUGAGUGUGGUGGCGGGCACCUGUAAUCCCAGCUACUUGAGAGGCUGAGGCAGGAGAAUGAAUUGCUUGACCCAGGAGGAGGAGGUUGCAGUGAGCUGAAACUGCGCCAUUGUACUCCAGCCUGGGCAACAAGAGUGAAACUCCUUCUCAAAACAAAAAACAAAAAAAAAAACCCUGUAAAGUCAGCUGGGAGCAGUGACUUAUGCCUAUAAUGUCAGCAUUUUGGGAGAACGAGGCAGGCAGAUCAGAGGUCAAGAGUUCGAGACCAGUCUGGCCAACAUGGUGAAACCUUGUCUCUACUAAAAAUACAAACAGCUGGGCGUGGUGGCAGGCAUCUGCUAUCCCAGCUACUUGGGAGACUAAGGCAGGAGAAUCGCUUGAACCCGGGAGGUGGAGGUUGCAGUGAGCCGAGAUGGCGCCACUGCACUCCACUCUGGGACAGAACGAGACUUUGUCUCAAAAAAAAAAAAAAAAAAGAAAGAAAAAGAAAACUUCUGUGAAGUGUAAAUUUUUUUCACCAUCCACUCAUGUUUCAAUAGAGCUAUUUCUGUCAUCGCAUUUAUUAGAUAGUCGUUGGUAAUAAGUUUCUGUAACUGGCAUUUCACCUCUUUUUCUGGUGUCAUAUUAGUUCCUCAUGCAGAACACUCCCCGCUGUCACAAGAGAAACGAAUGAUAAUCACUUCCCAGGAAAGAUACAAGCUUGAUUAUUUAACAUACGCCCAGUGUCUCCGGGUGGAGAUUAUCACCACCAUUACCAAUACCAAGCUGAGAUUUCUCUCAUCAUUCUUUACCUGAGACUGACUUCAAGUUCCUAAAAUGAGUUGAAAAUAUAAGUUAGAAUACCAAGUAAGGGAUAUUACAUGAAUAAAUGUUUUGCUCAAUGAACUGGACACAAUAAUUGACUAUAUAAGCAGGAGAGUUGUUUUUCCGUGGGAAUGACUGAUUCACCUUUGUACUCUUGCUUUAGCCUCUCCUCUAUCUUCCUUGACAUGGUCCUAUCUGGAUUAGUGCUCUUGUCCCUGGCAGACUGAAAAACCAACUCUAAUGCCUCAGAGUGAGGCAGGAGAAUAGGGAAUUAGGGUAACCAAGGAUGAAGGCAGAAGCAAAAGAACAGCAGGUGCAGCUAGUUCUAGGCAGGAUGAGGCAGCACACAGGCCACAUCCUCACUCCUGUGGUAACAAGACAGAAGUCUCCACUUCAGCCCCUGAUUGGUUGUGCACCAACCCUUCAUAGGAUGGGAGGCCUUUAAAGAGCUCUUGGGGUAUUAUAAAAUUCUAGCUUAUUAAUGGCAAAACCGGCAAUUACUUUUGCACCAACCUAAUAAAACCCUAAAAAACAUUGUAAUUGGGGUUCUUGAGCCGCUUGGUCGCCUGCUCCCACACCUACAUUCCACUUCUGUGGAGUGUACUUUCACUUCAAUAAAUCUGCGCUUUCAUUG